AUGAAUCUAACCCAAAUUUCGCUUCUUAUUGACACUCCGCAUUCUCUAUAAAUUAGCACCUAAAACCCCAACUCUGGACUCGUACCGCUUGGCAAGGCAAACCCCUUUGGUCCACAUUUUCACUCAGCCAAGCACAACCCAUUCUAACUCUCUCUCUCCCUUUCUCGAGUUUGCAGCUUGAAAGAAAUGGAGACCUUCCUAUUCACCUCUGAAUCAGUGAACGAGGGGCACCCAGACAAGCUCUGUGACCAGAUCUCUGAUGCAGUGCUUGAUGCUUGUCUAGCACAGGACCCUGAGAGCAAGGUGGCCUGUGAGACUUGCACCAAGACCAACAUGGUCAUGGUAUUCGGAGAGAUCACAACCAAGGCCAAUGUGGACUAUGAGAAAAUUGUGCGUGACACAUGCCGAGCCAUUGGUUUUGUUUCAGACGAUGUGGGUCUUGAUGCAGACAAUUGCAAGGUCCUUGUUAACAUUGAGCAGCAGAGUCCUGAUAUUGCUCAGGGAGUGCACGGUCAUCUCACAAAGCGGCCAGAGGAGAUUGGUGCUGGUGAUCAAGGCCACAUGUUUGGCUAUGCUACCGAUGAGACCCCAGAAUUGAUGCCAUUGAGCCAUGUUCUUGCAACCAAACUUGGCGCUCGCCUCACUGAGGUCCGUAAGAAUGGUACAUGCCCAUGGCUUAGGCCAGAUGGGAAAACCCAAGUCACUGUUGAGUAUUACAAUGAAAAAGGUGCCAUGGUUCCAAUUCGUGUUCACACCGUGCUCAUCUCUACUCAGCAUGAUGAGACUGUGACAAAUGAUGAGAUUGCAGCCGAUCUAAAGGAGCAUGUGAUCAAGCCUGUGAUUCCUGAGAAGUACCUUGAUGAGAAGACCAUUUUCCACCUUAACCCGUCUGGCCGUUUUGUCAUUGGUGGACCUCAUGGUGAUGCUGGUCUCACCGGCCGUAAGAUCAUUAUUGACACUUAUGGUGGAUGGGGUGCUCAUGGUGGUGGUGCAUUUUCUGGGAAGGACCCAACUAAGGUGGACAGGAGUGGAGCUUACAUUGUUAGGCAAGCUGCAAAGAGCAUUGUGGCUAAUGGACUCGCCAGAAGGUGCAUUGUGCAAGUUUCUUAUGCCAUUGGUGUUCCUGAGCCUUUGUCUGUGUUUGUUGACACUUAUGGUACUGGAAAGAUUCCUGACAAAGAGAUCCUCAAGAUUGUGAAGGAGAGUUUUGAUUUCAGGCCCGGUAUGAUUUCCAUUAAUCUUGAUCUCAAGAGGGGUGGCAAUGGCAGGUUCUUGAAGACUGCUGCUUAUGGACAUUUUGGUAGGGAUGACACUGACUUCACAUGGGAGGUGGUGAAGCCCCUUAAGUGGGACAAGGUCCAAGCUUGAUUAAGUUCUCGUCUUCAAUUACCAAGAUAAAAUUAACCUGUUUUACUUGCUUUUGCUUGAAAGCAGGAGUUUGCCUCUUGGCUCUUACUAUUGUGCACUGUUCUUUUUUUUUUUUUUUUUUUUUUUGAGGAAAAAUUAUUAUUAUUAUAUUUCAUGUAUUCUUUCGGGAAGAUAAUGUUAGGUUUUUUUUAUUUUUUUUUAUGAGGGUAAUGGAUAUCAUAAACAAAUUGAAAGAUAGUCUCGGAGUUGUAUUUUAAUGCUGCUAAGAAAGAAAUAAUAACAUAUGAAAGAGAAUCCUUGAUCUGCUGCAACAA
Messenger RNA from Quercus robur (English oak), 1682 nucleotides. RefSeq names its product S-adenosylmethionine synthase. Gene Ontology annotation, biological process: S-adenosylmethionine biosynthetic process. The record is from RefSeq and is a predicted model, not a curated record. The transcript has 2 exons. NCBI's taxonomy places the organism in Eukaryota, Viridiplantae, Streptophyta, Magnoliopsida, Fagales, Fagaceae. Gene Ontology annotation, cellular component: cytosol. Gene Ontology annotation, molecular function: methionine adenosyltransferase activity; ATP binding. The coding region runs from base 187 to 1368 and encodes 393 amino acids.